AUGGCGAUUGACGCGAGAUUUGGUAGGUUAUCGAGACUUGUCAAAUAUUAGCCGUGUCGUCAUCGCCAAAUCAUGACAUCCAUCAGCGAAGUCGAUGCUGUACCUAAAUCGAAAAAACCAUCAGAUAGUGCAUUCAAACAGCAAAGAUUACCAGCCUGGCAACCAAUACUGACUGCUGGUACAGUUCUACCGACGUUCUUUGUGAUAGGAGUUGCAUUUAUACCAGUUGGCAUAGGACUGCUUUAUUUCUCCGACGAAGUCAAAGAACAUAUUAUAAAUUACACCAAUUGUAAUUCUACCAAUAUUACUGGACUCAAUGGACUGCCUAGAAGAUGUGCGGAUGUAAUCGCGGAAGACCCUGGCAAAGAUUGCUUUUGCGAGGAAAAUUUCACGCUACCUGUAGACUUCCGUGGAAAAGUUUACAUGUACUACGGCCUGACAAACUUUUAUCAGAAUCACCGUAGAUAUGUCAAGUCUCGGGAUGACAACCAAUUGUUAGGUCACUUGAAUUCUGAGGCUGUCUCUACCGAUUGCGAGCCGUUUGCCUAUACAGAAAUAAACGACACUCUUGUCGCAAUUGCUCCAUGUGGGGCUAUCGCAAAUUCACUUUUCAGUGACGAAUUAACGCUGCUUUCCGCGAGACACGACAAUAGCAAAGUACCAUUAUUAAGAACCGGCAUAGCUUGGCCCUCUGAUAAGAAUAUCAAAUUCAAAAAUCCUGAGGGUGACUUGAAGAUAGCAUUUAAAGAUUUCGCCAAGCCUAAAAAUUGGAGUAAACAUAUUUGGGAGUUGGAUCUCGAAGAUGACAAUAAUAAUGGAUUCCAAAACGAGGAUUUAAUUGUAUGGAUGAGAACUGCUGCACUACCUACUUUCCGAAAGCUCUAUCGCAGAGUUAACCACAAUAAGAAUGGUUUCACCGAAGGUCUAGUUGCAGGGAACUAUACCCUUAAAGUCAAAUAUUCAUUUUCAGUGUCAGCCUUCCAUGGAACGAAAUCAAUGAUUUUAAGUACAACUUCACUGUUGGGAGGAAAGAAUCCUUUCCUUGGUAUUGCUUACAUUGUUGUGGGAAGUUUAUGCUUGCUGCUAGGCGUAGCAUUACUGAUCAUACAUAUCAAAUGCUCUAAAAGCAAACUAAUGUAAAGACGACUACAACAAAGUAUUCUUAGGGCACCAUAUAUGUUCUUCACCGCUGACAUGAUCAAUGUAACCCCAACUAUGGAAUACCAUUAGGAUUGGUUCCUCCACUCGAAAUAAGCAUAAUUUUAUGCCGUAGAUAAUUAUUGAUUCAUAUAUUAAUUCAAAGUACAUUUUCGUUUAUUUAAUUUAUUAUUACGAACGAAAAUACCAAUAAAGAUGGUAUACACAGUAACUAAACAGAGAUCAAAAAUGUAUUAAGAAUCUAGUUUUUUUUAAAGAUUUUUAGCCAAGUUUCAGUAUUAAUAUACGAAGUGCCCUGUAUUACGGAUAUUCAUAGCUGUAUUAUUUUGAGCUGAAAAUUAUAACGUCACGCAAGCUGCAGGGAUUUGAAGUAAUAAUGUAAUCGAUAAUCAAUUAUCCACAGAAGGUCACAGUCAAUAAGUGAUUGGAACGUUAUGAACAUCUUUUCGCAACACGUAUAUACAUUAUAUAUAUUAUUAUAUAAUAUUAUGUAUAAUACAUAUAUAAUGUAGCACAGCCAAUAUGACGAGUAUUAACAAAUAAUUAUACUGUGCUGAAACGAGAUGUUCAUGUCGCAAUUUUGUUAUCUGAUCCUUUGUUCCAUUUAUUUACGGAAAAAAUUAUCACAAAAUAUUCUUUUGAAUUAAGAAAGGGUAUUGUGAAAUAUUUAUUAGUGUGUCUUUAAUACGACAUAUUUUACAUUGCGUUCAUAUAUAACCAAUUCAACCUUUUAAUUUCGAAACUACGAUAUUAGAAGUACGUAAGGCGAAACAUACUUCAUAAGCAACCGUUCGAAUGCGCAUUGAACGUUUCCUUAUGAUCUCACGUAAUACAACAGUUGUGACAUUAUUUCGUAAACCUUUCUGUACAGUUUUCAUUUCGUGUUAUUUUCAAUGCAUCGGUGCGGUGAUUACGCCCGAUAAUACGAUAUCAAUUGUCUGUUUGUUCGAUAGUUGGAAAACCUAAUUAUAUUCGGGAUGCGCGGGCGAAAGUCUCUUCAAACUGUUGUAUUUUGCGAGCGGAUAUAUCAUAUUAAGGCCGUUAUUCAAAAAUUAAUAUUUGUUAUGUAAAGUUAUGUAAUUAUACUUUCACAUUCUAAAAAUUUAUGUAUAUUAUGCAUUUGUAGUUUUUAGCUCCUCCUCUGGAUGCUUUAAAGAUACCAGAUAUGUAGGAAGAGUAGAUAUAUAUAGAAUAUUCUAUUAUACUUCAACAAAUUAAUUACGUUGUGAGAAACGGUACAUUACGAUGCGUACAAUUUCAAUGAUUUCAAUGAUGAUUAUUUCUUUACUUUAGUACGAUGAAAUGAUUUGUUAUUAUUAUUAAAAUCGCUUUGACAUUAUCAAAAUUGAUUGUAUUGGCCAGAUGAUAUAAACUUUGAAUAUCACAUGCAUACACGACAAUAUGUGUAUGCGUACAAUGGUACGCAUAUAAAGUGUGUGUGUGUGUAUUUAAUUUUUUUUUUUUUUUUUUUUUUUUUACGGACAUUCGAUCAGUGGCACAUAUUUCAAUCGAAUUAAGAUUCCAUUUGACGAAAGUUAAUCAUGAAUCACUAUAUAUAUUUCUAUAUGUAUCAUCCAGUACAAUUUAGAUUUAUCUACGGAGAUAACAUUGUUCUCAGAAUUAUUAUUGCGAUAUUCUGAGCGCAGUUUUGCUUUACUGUGCCUUAACUAAGAACUAUAGCAUACUAUUCUAUAAACGUAUUGUACAUUAUUACACAACGUAACAACUAAAGAUAUCAUUAGAAUAUGUAUGUGUGUGAUUACUACAAUUACUCUGUAAUGGCGGCGGACCGCCCGUCAAGUGAAAUUGUAGUAAAAACGGAACACUUGUGAAAUUAAUCUAGUCGACUGUGGAUGUAAUAAUAAAUAAACAAAUAAAUAAAAAAAAAAAACAUUAAAACUAUCUUCCGACUAUCGUCGAGGUGCGGUUAUAUAUAAUUAUUGCG
Messenger RNA from Dinoponera quadriceps, 3103 nucleotides. It is a transcript of the gene CDC50, whose product is annotated as cell cycle control protein 50A. Gene Ontology annotation, cellular component: Golgi apparatus; plasma membrane; endoplasmic reticulum. NCBI's taxonomy places the organism in Eukaryota, Metazoa, Arthropoda, Insecta, Hymenoptera, Formicidae. Bases 73 to 1140 code for a protein of 355 amino acids. The transcript has 5 exons. The record is from RefSeq and is a predicted model, not a curated record.